Molecule: messenger RNA, 1712 nt
Organism: Papilio polytes (common Mormon)
Lineage: Eukaryota; Metazoa; Arthropoda; Insecta; Lepidoptera; Papilionidae
Product: putative inorganic phosphate cotransporter
Exons: 9
Coding region: 83-1624 (513 amino acids)
Biological process (GO): transmembrane transport; monoatomic anion transport
Molecular function (GO): transmembrane transporter activity
Source: RefSeq, a predicted model, not a curated record
CAGUUAGAAAACUCUCGUAUACAAAGAAGAUCGACUUUACUCGAUGAAAAACAUCAUAUCCAAAUAACAAACAGAUAGCACAAUGCUUGCAGGAUGGAGACUGGCUUUGUCAAAAUUAUUCAUAAUACCUCAACGGUAUGUGUUGGCUAUAUUGGCAUUACUAGCUGUCGCCAAUGCGUACACGAUGCGCGUCUGCCUGAACCUCGCCAUCACUCAGAUGGUGAAGCGGACGGUGGCUGUGGAAGGUGACGCUCAUUAUGACCCGGACGCCUGUCCGGAUAUGAACGUGGUGACGAACAGUAGUGCAGUUGAGAGUUAUCUAAGACGGGACGAGUCGGUUGUUUUCGAAUGGAGUGAAGCAACGCAAGGGUUGCUUCUCAGUUCAUUCUACUACGGUUACAUCUUGACGCACAUCCCUGGCGGUAUGCUGGCUGAACGGUACGGGGGUAAAUGGGUGCUCGGCCUCGGCUUACUCUCCACCUCUAUUUGCACGGUUAUCACACCAAUCACUGUCAAAAUGGGAGGAGCGACCGCUCUCUUCAUCCUCAGAGUUAUUGAAGGUUUAGGAGAGGGUCCUACGAUGCCAGGAUUAAUGGUAAUGCUGUCUAGAUGGUCACCGAAAGAGGAAAGAGGCCGUAUGGGUGCCAUUGUGUUUGGAGGAGCGCAGAUUGGUAACAUCGCUGGUUCCUACUUCUCCGGUCUUAUCAUGCACAAUGGUACUUGGGAUAAUGUGUUCUACAUGUUUGGUGGAUUGGGUAUCGCUUGGUUCAUCUUAUGGAGUAUAUUCUGCUACAGUACGCCAAAUACACACCCUUACAUCUCAGACAAGGAAAAGAAAUUCUUGAAUGAAAAUGUAACCUCGUUGAUACACAGCCAGAAGGCUGACUUGGAUCCCGUCCCGUGGAAGGCGCUAGUGAGAUCAGUUCCACUUUGGUCUUUAAUGAUUGCUGCUAUUGGUCACGAUUGGGGAUAUUUCACGAUGGUUACAGAUUUACCUAAAUACAUGACCGAUGUUCUCAAAUUUAAUAUCAAGUCUGCAGGUCUCUUGUCUGCCCUACCAUACGUAGCGAUGUGGAUCGCAUCGUUUUUCUUCGGUCUUCUCUGCGACUUCUGUAUCAAGAAAGGAUAUCACAGCCUCAAGAAUGCUCGGAAGAUUUAUACUACCAUAGCCGCCACUGGCCCAGGUAUUUGCAUCAUCCUCGCUUCAUACUCCGGCUGUGAUACCACUCUGGCUGUGUUUUGGUUCAUCUUUGCGAUGACACUGAUGGGAGCGUAUUACAGUGGUAUGAAGAUCAACGCCCUUGAUAUCACGCCUAACUACGCUGGUACCACUACUGCUUUAGUGAACGGCAUUGCUGCGGUCUCCGGGAUAAUAUCACCGUAUUUGAUUGGAUUAUUAACACCAGAUUCUACCCUCAAGCAAUGGCGGGUAGCAUUCUGGGUUUGCUUAGUCGUGUUAGUUGUAACUAACAUCGUCUACCUAAUAUUCGCCGAAGGAGAACAGCUUUGGUGGGACGACGUAAAGAAGCACGGCUAUCCAACAGGUUGGAAGCACGGUCCACUGCCCACUAAGUCAAAAGACGCAGAGGAUUUAAAAGAAAGUGAAACUACGGAGAAAAAGUGAUAUAAUUAUCAUAAGUUAGCAAAUAUGAAUAUAAGUUAAGUAAAUGUUGUUUAUUGUUAUGUUUUGUAUAAUAAAUUGUUUGAAAAUA